This is a messenger RNA of Zygosaccharomyces rouxii, 537 nucleotides long. It is a transcript of the gene YAH1, whose product is annotated as adrenodoxin. Gene Ontology annotation, molecular function: 2 iron, 2 sulfur cluster binding. The transcript has a single exon. Gene Ontology annotation, biological process: positive regulation of oxidoreductase activity; P450-containing electron transport chain. Gene Ontology annotation, cellular component: mitochondrion. The record is from RefSeq and is a predicted model, not a curated record. NCBI's taxonomy places the organism in Eukaryota, Fungi, Ascomycota, Saccharomycetes, Saccharomycetales, Saccharomycetaceae. Bases 1 to 537 code for a protein of 178 amino acids.
AUGUUUAGAAUACCACGUAUCAAUUUUAUGGUCAACCGUGCUGUUUUAGCCUCACGUAGAGCUUUCCAUGCUCAAAAUCAUAUGAGAAAUUUACAACAACCAGUUGCUCGUCGUACCAUUUUAACACAUACCAAACCAUUUUCUACCACUUCUAAACUUUCUCAUGGUCAUUUAACGCCCCCAAAACCUGGCGAAGAACUAAAAGUAACUUUUAUCCUAAAGGAUGGAUCACAGCGGACUUAUGAAGUGGCAGAAGGAGAUUCACUUCUGGAUAUCGCACAGGCAAACAAUCUAGAAAUGGAAGGUGCAUGUGGUGGAUCUUGUGCAUGCUCUACCUGUCAUGUCAUUGUGGAUCCAGAUUAUUUCGACGCAUUACCUGAAUCGGACGAUGAUGAGAAUGAUAUGUUAGAUUUAGCGUACGGACUCACAGAGACCAGUAGAUUGGGAUGUCAAAUUAAAAUGUCAAAAGAUAUUGAUGGAAUUCGUGUAGCUCUACCGGCAAUGACAAGAAACGUAAAUGCAAGUGAUUUUGACUGA